Messenger RNA from Alosa alosa (allis shad), 4554 nucleotides. RefSeq names its product tubulin tyrosine ligase-like family, member 4 (gene ttll4). Gene Ontology annotation, cellular component: cilium. The record is from RefSeq and is a predicted model, not a curated record. Gene Ontology annotation, molecular function: tubulin-glutamic acid ligase activity; tubulin binding. Gene Ontology annotation, biological process: microtubule cytoskeleton organization; protein polyglutamylation. Lineage: Eukaryota; Metazoa; Chordata; Actinopteri; Clupeiformes; Clupeidae.
AUGGCCACCCAUGGAGCUGAAGACCCCAGGAGACCACUCCGGCGCAGUCGCAGACUCUCCCUCCCCCAGCCCAGUCUGACCAUCCAUGCCCAGCCCGCGGUGGUGCAUGCCCCCUCUGCCCGUGCUCUGCCUGCCUGCCCCCUCCAUAAGAACCUCCAAGCCCAGCCUGCAGCCCUGACCCCCAUCCCAGGGCUCUCCCAGUUGAGGGCGCCCCAUGAUCUGCACCCUUCGUGUCUCUCAGGUAUCCCCCCGAGCUGCGCUCCUCCGUCCUCGCCCGGUCCUGUCGUCGCGCCCCGACCCCUCUGCACGCGCAGUGCCAGCGCAGGUGCCCGCCGCUGCUCCCCCCGCAGUGCCAGGUAUGCGAGCGUCGCACCCACAGGUGUGUCCAAGGGCCCGGUCUCGCUCCAGUCUAGUGCCUCCUCAUCUCCCUCCUCCUCAUCUUCUUCCUCAUCCUCUUCCUCCUCCUCCUCUUCCGCUUCAUCUCUCCUCCUCUCGUCGCAGUGCCAGGGUCUGUGCCUGCUGGAAGCCCAUCGUCCUCUCUGCCAGCUGGACCCUCUGAGGUUUGGAUCAGGCCUGCUGGGCAAACGGGCCUCCUCCCCACAGCUCUCCAUCUACCCGACCUGCCCCUCCCCGCCGAAGGCGUCCGCGUCGGCCUCUCACCGCGGGGUAGUUGUUGUGGUGAACGCAGCCAACAAGACCAACAUGCCCACCAACCAGUCCUCCCCGUGGAGUGGCGCCCAGCUCAGGGAUAAGGGCAGUAUGGUGAACGGACUGACGGCGCAGCUCCCCGAUAGUGCUGCAGUGCCUUCCUCCCAUACUCACUCCCGCACGGUGCACAGCGAUCCCUCACAGAAGCUGUGCUGUUGUCCUCUGUCAAACUGCUGUAAGGGAGAUGGGCGGACAGAGGGGAAGGUCGCGACCUCGCCUGCCAGUGUGCCUUCGCAGGAGAAGAACGGGAACAUACCUCUUGGCCAUGACCACGUUCAGGGCGAGGGUCCUCUUCCUCCUCCUUCUAGGCCCGUGACCUUGCGGGCCCAGAAGGUCAGGUCAGAGGUCAAGCUGACGGCGGCCGUGCGCAAGCUUGUGAGGACCAGCAGCGCGCAACUCGGCCGGACGCUCAACGGCUAUGGCGUCACCGCCCGUUCGACCGGCGCCUUAGCAACCGCCGGCGUGGCGUCCAGGAAGUCUCCGCUCCGCAGCCUUACCCAAAACGAGGGGGGUCCCAGUGGCGCUGUGGCACCACCCGCUGAGAACCCUAGCAGCGCCCCCUCUGCGUCCUCGCCCUCCUCUGCCCGCCACUGUGCCAUUCCAGGGAAGACGGCUCCUCCUGGGUCGCCCCUCCAUGCGGCGCCCUCUGUUUACUCCGUCACCUCUGACCUCUCCGCCAUAUGCCUGACCAGGAAGGGCGGUGCCCAGGCUCCUCCUGACAUCGACUGCCCCAGGCCGAGAUCCCCGAUGGGGCAGGGCGCUGCAGGGGGUCCGCCUGAGCUCGAUCCCAACGGCCAGGAGACCGUUUCCAUGCUGCAAGAUGGGGAGGAGGAGGAGGAGGACCUUGCUGAUGAGCUGGAGAAUGACUGCAGUGGGGAUGACAACGAUGGAUCAGAUUCCUGCUCCAUGAACACUGAUGGUGCAUUGGACAGCCCCGAGGAAGCUCUGAGUGUGGAGGAGCCGAUGUCCGUGGAGGAUGAGCGGUUGGAGCGGCCAGCCCUGGUCCCGAGCCUGUUCCCUCUCAUGCCCCCAACACUCUACUUCAGCACAGCCAACGAGAGAGUGGAACUGUUGCCUGCGGAGCAGAGGAAGCUGCUGAAGUGGAGGAUGAGCUCAGUCACCCCCAAUGUGGUCAAACACACCAUCACCAGGUCUCACUUUAAAGUCACCAAGAAGAACGAUGAUUGGCUGGGCUGUUGGGGUCAUCAUAUGAAGUCUCCAGGCUUCAAGGCCAUCAGAGAGUACCAGAAGUUGAAUCACUUCCCAGGCUCCUUUCAGAUCGGACGAAAGGACCGUCUGUGGCGGAACCUGUCCAAGAUGCAGGCGCGCUUCGGCAAGCGGGAGUUCAACUUUUUCCCACGAUCCUUUGUGCUCCCACAAGACAUCAAGCUGCUGCGCAAGGCCUGGGAGGACGGAGGCGGACGCCAGAAAUGGAUCAUCAAACCGCCUGCAUCUGCCAGAGGAAUUGGGAUCCAGGUUAUUCACAAGUGGAAUCAGAUGCCUCGCAAGCGCCCCCUGCUGGUGCAAAAGUACAUUCACAAGCCUUACCUGAUCAGCGGGAACAAGUUUGACCUGCGUAUCUACGUGUACGUCACCUCCUACGACCCGCUCCGCGUCUACAUCUUCAACGACGGCCUGGUGCGCUUUGCCAGCUGCAAGUACUCAUCCUCCAUGAAGAGCCUGGGGAACAAGUUUAUGCACCUCACCAACUACAGUGUCAACAAGAAGAACUCCGAGUACCAGAGCAACAGUGAUGACAAGGCCUGCCAGGGGCAUAAGUGGGCUUUGAAAGCUUUGUGGCAGUACCUGGGCACUAAGGGAGUCAACACCACUCUCAUCUGGGAGAAGAUCAAAGAUAUAGUCAUCAAAACCAUCAUUGCGUCGGAGUCGUACAUCAACACCCUGGUGAAGAUGCACCUGCGAUCCCCCUACAGUUGUCAUGAGCUGUUUGGCUUUGACAUCAUGCUGGAUGAGAAGCUUAAGCCCUGGGUUCUCGAAGUCAACAUCUCGCCAAGCCUGCACUCCAACACUGCUCUGGACGUGGCCAUUAAGGGCCAGAUGAUCCGUGACGUGCUGAACCUCGCCGGCUUCGUGCUGCCGCAGAGAGACGAGCUGCUACCCACAGCCUCCAGCAGCGCCAGCAACUCCACCAGCAGUCUUUGUGCAGGAGGCCGAGAACGCUGCAAGCCAGAGCUGUCUACCGACGAGAAAGUCAAGAGAGCCUUCUACUUAAGUCAGCGCUUCGCCGACCAGGAGUUCUUGUCGUCGGUGCUGGACGUGCUGACCCCUGACGACGUACGCGUGCUGGCGGAGUCGGAGGAUGAGCUGACGCGACAGGGCGAGUUCCAGCGUGUCUUCCCCUCCCCCACCUCCGCCCGCUACCUGCGCUUCUUCGAGCACCCCCGCUACCUCAACAUCCUGCUCAACCAGUGGGAGCAGAAGCAUUGGCAGAACAGGAGCAAAGGUAUUGACCUGCUGAGGAAUCUUUGUCAGAGGGGAGUUCACCUGGGCAACCUGUCUGACACAGUCCAUCAUUGGUCUUCAAAGUCCUACACUGGGCAUGUGAGGACUGACUUGAACAGUAACCCUUCCACUAAGCCAGAGCUCACAAGGUCUAGUGUGCAGGUGACCCUGAGUGUGCCUUCCCUCACCAUCAGCAGCAGCGGAGACGAGGAGGUCCAGUCCGUCACUUGCAGCCUGCCGGACAUCAGCCUGCUGGGCUCAGCCAGUGCCACCCCCACCCCGACCCCCCCCCCUGCUCCAGCUCCAGCAGCUGCCAUCACCCUGCAGACUACAUGUGAGGUGUGGGUGGUUGGGUGUGUGUGUGUGUGUGUGUGUGUGUGUGUGUGUGUGUGUGUGUGUGAGUGAGUGUGGAGGUGGAGUGGCAGGCGAUCAGGAGGAGAGAGCGGUGUCGGGGUAGAGGCAGGCAACCCACUGCAGUGUCAAUUCGCACAGCCACCAGGGGGCGAUGGGAUCAAAGCCUUAACUCCUUACCGCAUGCUACCUUUUCUUUUUUAUUAGUAAUGAUUCAGGGGCUUCCCAGUAAUAACGAGCCGGCGACCGACAAACACGGGCACAGAAAACAGAAAGGCGCAUACACACUCUCAGGAGUCUGUUAAUGGCGUGGGUAUACAGAGUGUGCCUGGUGUGUGUGUGUGUGUGUGUGUGUGUGUGUGUGAGAGCUUUUUGCAGUGGAGGUACAAGCACAGUCCUCCACUCAGAGGGAGGGAUUUUGAGCCGUCAUCCACUAACGCCCACCUCCCCUCGCCCCUACAGUCGUGCCUUGGCUGCUAAGAGAGGAGGAGGUGGUGGGGGGUGAUGGUACUAGCGGAGACGAACAGUCGUAGGUUUACAGCCUUGAUGAUAUUACAGGCCAAAUCUCAACAGUCUUUUUAAACACCUUUUGUAUUACACCAUACUAUAAAAACCUCAAGAGCUAUUACUGAAGGCUUUGCCAUCUCUUCUUCUGUAGUCAUUAGAGAUGACAUCUGGUGUGAGUGUGUUGGGGUGUGUGUGCGUGUGUGUGUUUGAGGAAAGGGAGUAGUGUGUCUGGAUCAGGCCUAUAUAUAGAUAUGCGAAGCCUGUCCAUCAUUGGUGGAAAUCAGAGCACACCUCCACCAACUGCCAUGUCUCUUUACAGUAGCAUGAGCCAAUCAGAUUCCUCUCUGUGGUUUGUUUACAUUGGAGCUCCGCCUCUCCCACCGGGUCUUGGUCCCUGUGGCCAUGCUGGCGUCUCUUUCUUAAAAAACAUGCUACAUGCUUAUAUCUUGUAAUUUGUUUCCCUGUUGGGAAAAGAAAAUGACUUAAGAUUUGAAUAAGUAAUAAAUACACUUUUAAGAAUUGCAA